AUGUACGCCGCUGGCACGCCUCCCCCCGGGGCCGUUCGCCCGCCCACGUCGUCCAUCGAGCUGUCGCUAAGCGCCAAGGACCUCAAAGACCGCGACGUCAUCUCCAAAUCCGACCCGUUCGCCGUGCUCUACGUGAAAAGCGGCGCUGGGUGGUCCCAAGUGGGCAAGACGGAGGCCAAGAAGGACGACCUGAACCCGAAAUGGGCCAAGCUCUUCGUCGUGGAGUUCCACUUCGAGUCCGUGCAGCAGCUCAAGGUGGAGGUGUACGACCAGGACAGCUCGUCCCCCGACAAGCUCAAGGAGCAGGACUUCAUCGGAGGUGCCGAGUUCACUCUGGGGCAGCUCAUGGGAGCUCCGGGACAAAGUGGGUCCUUCCUGCUCACCCGGGGCAAGAACAAGUCCAAGCACCAGGGCUCGCUGCUCGUGAGGGCCGAGGAGGUCAAGGCCUCCAGUGAAACCGCACGUCUCCGCUUCUCCGCCACAGCGUUGGCCAACAUGGAUGGCAUGUUCAGCAAGAGUGACCCGUUCCUUACCAUCAGCCGCCUGAGGGAGGACGGAAGCUCGUGGACGCAGGUCCACCGAACGGAGACCAUCGACAACAACCUGAAUCCUAGUUGGAGACGCUUCGAUCUGCCACUGCAGCAGCUGUGCAAUGGAGACCACCGGCGCCCACUGAGACUGGAGGUGUUCGAUGAAGAUCGAGGUGGCAAAUUCGAGCUUAUCGGACAAGUGCAAACCACGCUGGAGGAGAUUAUGGCAAAGCGAGGCACCAACUACACCCUGCACAAUGAGGCUCUGCAAAAGAAGAAGGGCAAGAAGUACACGAACGCCGGGCUGCUUGUGGUCGCGGAGGUGGAGCUCUACCGAGAGCACAGCUUCAUCGAUUUUCUUAGCGGUGGUCUGGAGAUGAACCUGAUUAUCGGUAUCGACUACACGGCAUCGAACGGCCCGCCCAACGAUCCGCGCAGUCUGCACUUUAUCGAUCCUCGGGGUCCAAAUCAGUACCAGCACGCGAUCUCGUCGACGGUCUCUAUUUUGCAAGAAUACGACGCAGAUAAGCAGUUCCCAGUGUACGGGUUCGGAGGCAUUCCUCCUGGAGCGUUGGACGUGGACCACUGUUUUCCGCUCAAUCUGAAUCCGUCGAGCCCCGAAGUUGCGGGCUCUCAGGGUGUGCUGCAGGCGAGCCGAAUUGCGUUUCAACUGAAUGACCCUCGCAAGCAAAAGUACUUUGUACUGCUCAUUAUCACCGAUGGCGCGAUCAUGGAUAUGCAGGGGACGAUUGACGCGAUCGUUGAGGCAUCCCAGACAUCUCCACUUUCGAUUGUGAUUAUUGGCGUUGGGCCCGCAGACUUCUCAUCCAUGGUCGCUCUCGAUGGGGACGGAGGAAAGCUCCGAGCUAGCAAUGGACGGGUUUCGUCACGUGACAUUGUCCAAUUUGUACCUUACAAUCGGUUCGCGGGCUAUCCGGACGCUCUGACUCGCGAAACGCUUGCUGAGAUUCCGCGUCAACUGUGCCAGUACAUGAAAGUGAGGGGCAUUACGCCCAACCCA
This is a messenger RNA of Phytophthora sojae, 1551 nucleotides long. RefSeq lists its product as hypothetical. Gene Ontology annotation, molecular function: calcium-dependent phospholipid binding. The record is from RefSeq and is a predicted model, not a curated record. Gene Ontology annotation, biological process: cellular response to calcium ion. The annotation marks the transcript as partial. The transcript is spliced from 8 exons. NCBI's taxonomy places the organism in Eukaryota, Oomycota, Peronosporomycetes, Peronosporales, Peronosporaceae. Gene Ontology annotation, cellular component: plasma membrane.